UCGGGCACACCGCUGCUCUCCUUCAAGCACACCCUCCUGGCGCCCCAAGGUCCGUUUGCUGUCGACUACGUCCUCGGUAUCGCCUCCUCUCUGUCGUACUGCACCGUCCGGGACUCUGACGGCCACCUCUUGCCAGACUUGUUCGCCGACGUGAGGCAGCAUAUAGACUGGAUCGAGCGCACAGUGUGGCCUAGCCAAGCUGUCUGAUUCUUUAUAAGCGUAUGAUGAAUAAACUAAAGACCCCGCUAAACACAGUAACUCUCGCCCUUCUGUUUUCUUCUAGUUAGAUCAGACGUCGACAAUUGUCAGUACCAAAACUCAGUGAUAUAAAUGUGAUUCAGAUCAGUAAUGAUUAGCAUCUUUAGCAGCAUUACGUCACCGAGGGGACGAAAAUAGCCUAUUGAUCAAAGAAUCGCACUGUUUAUGAAUGGACUGAAUGUAAUAAACUCGUUUCAAGUCGAGGAGCAGCAACCGUCCACUACAACAGCAGGAGGUUGACUCCACCGAGUGACGCACGGAACGAGUCCGGCCGUGGCGGGCGGGCAGGGGAGCCCCCGGCGGGCCCCAGCCCCAGCCGCUCCGGCCGGGUCCGAGGUGUUUACCUCGGGCCGGGUCAGUCCGCCGGCUCAAGACGAUGCGGCUGUUCCUGCUGCCGGUCGUCGCGGUGCUCGCGGCCGCGGCCGGCCCUCCCUCGUGCGGCCCCGGGGAGCAGUGCGUGCCGCUGCCGCGCUGCCCGAGCGUCCUGCAGAGCAUGCGGCUCGACCAGCGGUACCGCCCCGGGCUCUGCGGCUUCCAGGACAGCACCACCAGGGUCCCGGACGUGUGCUGCCCAGGCGGCGGCGCCCCUCAGGAGGACGCCUGCCCGGCGCCGUCGCCGCCGCUGGCGCCCACUCCCGACAUGGCGUGCGAGAAGUUCGUCAACAGCCUGACGGAUGAGGAGGACUCGCGGCCGGGGAACCUGGCGAGGAGGAUGUGCAGGAAGCACCAGGAGGACCUCUGCGCACUUCCUAAAAAGCAACCUGGCGUGGCAUGUCCGGCAAGCGCCGAGCCAGCCGACAUCCUGGAAUUCCCACACAUG
Messenger RNA from Frankliniella occidentalis (western flower thrips), 1078 nucleotides. RefSeq lists its product as uncharacterized. The annotation marks the transcript as partial. The record is from RefSeq and is a predicted model, not a curated record. Lineage: Eukaryota; Metazoa; Arthropoda; Insecta; Thysanoptera; Thripidae. The transcript has 2 exons.